AUGAAGUUCGCAGAGCAUUUAUCGGCCCAUAUUACUCCCGAGUGGAGAAAACAGUACAUAAAUUAUGAAGAAAUGAAAUCCAUGCUCUACGCCGCCGUCGAACAGGCACCCUCUGCGGAGGUCGUAGAGCCUGAAAUCCUCAGCAGGUAUUUCGCUAAGUUCGAUGAACAAUUCUUCUCUUACUGUGAUAAAGAGCUGGCUAAGAUAAAUACUUUCUAUUCAGAAAAGUUAGCUGAAGCAACAAGAAAAUACGCAAGCUUAAAAAGCGAGCUGAGCGAGACUAGGGAUGUCCACUUCACUGGAAAAAGCAGAUCUAUCAAAAAUAAUAUUUUACGCAAGAAGACCGUCCCUGCAAGAAAAAUGCAAGAAAUCAAAUUGGCUUUUAGUGAAUUUUACUUGAGCCUUAUUCUGCUCCAAAAUUAUCAGAAUUUGAAUUUCACGGGGUUUAGAAAAAUCUUAAAGAAACACGACAAGUUGCUUUCAAUGGAUUACGGUGCAAUAUGGCGGAUAGAACACGUGGAAAGCUCGCAUUUUUACAACAACAAAGACAUUGACCGCUUGAUUCGAGAGACCGAAUCGACGGUCACCCAAGAACUCGAAGGCGGAGAUCGGCAAAGGGCUAUGAAAAGGUUAAGGGUGCCGCCCCUAGGUGAACAUCAAAGCCCGUGGACAACUUUCAAAGUUGGACUUUUCUCGGGAGCCUUGAUCAUUCUUAUAAUUUCCGUAAUUUUAUCGGGAGUUUUUCACAAACGACGCGAUGACUGGCGCAUAGUGACGAGGCUGUACAGAGGUCCAUUCCUUAUAGUAGAAUUCCUUUUACUGUGGGGAAUCAACAUAUACGGUUGGAGGUCAUCGGGCGUCAACCACGUGCUGAUCUUCGAAAUGGACCCCAGGAAUCACCUCUCCGAGCAACACAUAAUUGAAAUGGGUGCUGUCUUCGGGGUGGUGUGGUGCAUUUCCGUCCUAUCCUUCUUGUACAGCGAUCAACUAAGUAUCCCAGCUUACAUCAAUCCGUUGGUGUUGAUGAUUGUCAUGAUGCUGUUCGUUUUAAAUCCAACCAAGACGUUUAGGCACGAAGCAAGAUUUUGGGCUCUUAGAGUAAUGGGGAAAGCUCUUAUGGCGCCAUUUUUCUAUGUUUCCUUCGCAGAUUUCUGGGUGGCCGACCAGCUAAACAGUCUGGUGACGCUGUUCACGGACCUGCAGUAUUUCGUGUGCUUCUACUUCACCAAUCCGAGUUGGUCCGUUGGUGUAGAUGCCAAUUACUGCGUUGCCAAUCACAUGUGGAUCAGAGCGUUCAUGGCUUGCCUUCCGCCCUGGUUCAGGUUCGCGCAGUGCAUGAGGAGGUACAGAGACACCAAGGAAGCUUUCCCGCACGUUGUCAACGCUUGCAAGUACGCCACCUCCUUCUUCGUGGUAGUGUUCUCGACGCUGAACAAAGUUUAUGACAAUGGUUCCGAAGCCGACGAAAAUCCGUUUUUCUAUUUAUGGAUAUGCGCCUCGUUGAUAAGUUCGUGCUACGCAUACACGUGGGACAUCAAGCUGGAUUGGGGGCUUUUCGAUGCCAAAGCUGGAGAUAACAAGUUCCUCCGAGAAGAAAUCGUAUACUCCUCAACGUGGUUUUAUUACUUCGCCAUAAUUGAAGAUUUCAUUCUGAGAUUUGGUUGGGCCUUUCUGAUAUCGAUGACUGAGAUGGGUUACGCCUUGGAAAAUUCCAUGGUAACAGUGUUGGCCCCUCUUGAAGUAUUUCGGAGGUUCAUCUGGAACUUCUUCCGCUUGGAAAACGAGCAUCUGAACAACUGCGGCAAGUUCAGAGCGGUCAGGGACAUAUCCGUUGCUCCCCUGGACACCUCCGACCAGAUGCUGAUCGUGCGGAUGAUGGACGAAGAGGACGGCGUCAUUAAUCGAAGGAAAAGGAAGAACGCCAAGAAGAAAGAGGAGCAGCCGAGAUUUACGCUGGGGGAGGGAGAGUCCACCGACGAUAUGGAUUAG
This is a messenger RNA of Anoplophora glabripennis (Asian longhorned beetle), 1989 nucleotides long. RefSeq names its product xenotropic and polytropic retrovirus receptor 1 (gene PXo). Gene Ontology annotation, biological process: cellular response to phosphate starvation; phosphate ion transport. Gene Ontology annotation, molecular function: inositol hexakisphosphate binding. The coding region runs from base 1 to 1989 and encodes 662 amino acids. Lineage: Eukaryota; Metazoa; Arthropoda; Insecta; Coleoptera; Cerambycidae. The transcript is spliced from 10 exons. Gene Ontology annotation, cellular component: cytoplasm; plasma membrane; Golgi apparatus. The record is from RefSeq and is a predicted model, not a curated record.